Messenger RNA from Lynx canadensis (Canada lynx), 1487 nucleotides. It is a transcript of the gene ART5, whose product is annotated as ADP-ribosyltransferase 5. The coding region runs from base 222 to 1181 and encodes 319 amino acids. The record is from RefSeq and is a predicted model, not a curated record. The transcript is spliced from 5 exons. Gene Ontology annotation, molecular function: NAD+ poly-ADP-ribosyltransferase activity; NAD+-protein-arginine ADP-ribosyltransferase activity. Lineage: Eukaryota; Metazoa; Chordata; Mammalia; Carnivora; Felidae.
CGGGACUUUGUUGAUCGGCUGGACUCCCGGGACAGCGCAGCGCCCGCCCGGACUUGAGCCCCCUGCCUCCUGCCCGAGCUAUCAGCGCCCCUUCCCGCUCUCGCCCCUGCAACUUCCAGGCCCGCCCCUAGCCCCGCCCACGCCCUCCUGGACUGUAUCCUGAAAGGGGGCACUUCACACCCGAGGAAAGGACCCAGGUCUUUGCCCCCAGCCCAUCGCCAAUGGUGCCCUCGACAUCUGGACCUCGCUUUCCUGAGUCUCCCCCCAAAACGAUGCUGGUGGCUCUGCUGAUGGCUCUCCAUGCCCUCUGGCAGGCCCGGGCUGUUCCCAUCCUGCCCCUGGGCCUGGCUCCAGACACCUUUGAUGAUGCUUACGUGGGCUGCGCAGAGGAGAUGGAAGAAAAGGCAGCCCCUCUGCUGAAGGAGGAGAUGGCUGGCCACGCCCUGCUGCGGGAGUCCUGGGAGGCAGCACGGGAGGCCUGGGAGCACAGGCGUCGAGGGCUCACCCUGCCCCCUGGCUUCAAAGCCCAGCACGGAAUCGCCGUCAUGGUCUAUACCAACUCAUCUAACACUUUAUAUUGGGAGCUGAACCAGGCUGUACGAACAGGCGGUGGCUCCCGGGAAUUCUACAUGAAGUACUUCCCCUUCAAGGCCCUGCAUUUCUACUUGACCCGGGCCCUGCAGCUGCUGCAGGGCAGUGGGGGCUGCAGCAGGGGACCUGGGAAGGUGGUGUUCCGAGGCAUGGGCACCCUUCAUUUUGAACCCAAGAGGCUGGGGGACUCUGUCCGCUUGGGCCAGUUUGCUUCCAGCUCCCUGGAUGAGGCAGUGGCCCGCAGAUUUGGUAAUGCCACCUUCUUCUCUCUAAGGACUUGCUUUGGGGCCCCUAUCCAGGCCUUAUCUGUCUUUCCUGAGGAGCGCGAGGUGCUGAUCCCCCCACAUGAAGUCUUCUUGGUCACCAGGUUCUCCCAGGAAGGAGCCCAGAGCCUGGUGACUCUCUGGAGCUAUAAUCAGACCUGCAGCCACUUUAACUGUGCCUAUCUGGGUGGGGAGAAGAGGCGGGGCUGUGUAUCUGUACAAACAGGACAGCCAGACUCCACCUCCCAGGGGGACUUCUCUCUACUCUCCUGGAAGACCCUGUUCUUGGCACCUAGGGGCUUCCAGAUCUCAGGAGUUGGGCCCUGAAAGUUCAAUAUCUGCCACUUAGGAGUUCUGGGAACUGGUGACCUUCAUAUGAAGAAGGGAGCUUCGAACAGCCUCGAAGCAAGAAAGUGGUUUCGGACAUAGCCCUAGCAGCCACUUCCCCAGGGAUGGGGACCCACCCAGCCAUCUCUGUAUCCAGCCAUCUCCCCUCCCAACCAGGAUGUGGGGGGAUCUGAGGCCACGGCAGGGUGGAGGGAGCCCUGCUGUGUGGUGGUAGGGACUCCCUGGGACAAGCACGGGUAGUACUAUGACGAUCACUCAAUUAAACAGUAUUGCAGUGUGGUGACA